CUGGGAAUCAUUCUUCUGGACAAGCUUGUCAGCAGCAUCGGCCUUCUCCUGGAGCAUCGGCCUUCAUCAGGGUAUCACAUUCAACCCUCAGUCGGGCCAUCUCCUUUCCAUGUUGCUCAAAGGCAGAGCGGGCUCUGUGGUGGUAGAUCUCAGACUUAUCAAGGGUACUCUAACCACAUUCGAGAAGGUCCUCGGGAGCUUCCUGAGGAGCAAAGUCCUGGGGUACCUUGAGGUUAAGUGUAACACCCCCAAAAUUCCCACCCAAAAUAUUGAUAUAUUUGCAAUAAAACUUUUAUUUAUUGAUAAGUCAUUUGAAAAUUACAGCGGAAGUCUUAAUAGGGAAAUGAGUGUUACCGUCACAUCCGGUCAUCUCUUAACCGAAUGCACAGGCUAACAAAAAAACAACAACUAAAACAAGUGUUCAAUAUAAAUAAAGUGUUUAUUCCUGACUAAGUUUGACUAAGGCAUCUCUAAACCGCUCUCAAGAUCAUGCAAUCGCCAGUCAACAUAAUCAUCAUCACCUGCACAAAUAAAGUGCAGAAAACAAAACAAAGAAAAGGAAGCAAAAAUUAGCUUUAGAGCUAAGUAAGUACUACCCAACCCCGUAAAAUAAUUAGGUUUGUCAAAAUAGCUUUUUGUACCUUACUAGCUUUUAGAAGGGCGGUGCUCAACACUUUAGUUGAGCCCGGUGGUUACGUUGUUAUGUACGGCCACCCUGGGACUUUUGCCAGUACCACAACUGCUUAAUGGAAACGAAACGACUACCUUAAGUGUGCACACCCCCUAAAAGGGAUUCCAAGCCCUCCGAGUAGUAAGUCGUCACGAGUAGUCGGGACUCAGUCUACCAACUACCCCACCUUUAAAAACUUCUGAAUGAUUAGGGACUACUGCUACUACAACAGUACAACUUCUUCUUAAAAGGGAUCAAAGAUCCAAAUGUCACUCAAAACUGAAACUGUACUCCUUAGUAGUAGCAGCUCUAAUCACCCUCCACAUUUUAAGGGACGUGGAAAACCAACACCUCAGAUUACUCCCGCGGUGCCUACCUCUUAUGAAAACAUUCCUUUUAUCUUGAAUCAAGAUACACUUCAAAAUAUUUCUCAAUCUCUCUAAACAGUCUCAAAAAUAUUUAAUACCCCAAAAGUACAUGCAUCUUUCGCAUUUCUCAAAAUACUAUUAAUUCAAUAUCUUUUCCAAAUAUCACAUAUGCAUAAUCUAUAACUCAAAACAAAAUCACACAUAGCAUAAUAAUCAUAUAAUACGAGGAAAAACAUUUUGGAUCGGCAGAGAAACUUACCUUAAAUUGGUGACGCUCCUGGUGCACGCCUUCUAACUCGGUCUCUAGAUCACCUUUUUUAUUAAGAUUUCAAAAUCAGUCCGUUGUUCUAUAAUCAUCCGAUUUUCCCCUGUAUUAUUUUAUUACUCAAUUGUUCGGUGUUCGAACCAUUUACUUUAAUCAUUUGAUUAUUAUAAUAAUCCUUUCAUUAGUUUUUGAUUAAUUAAACUGUCCCUCUAGUUUUUAAUAGGUCCAAGCCCAAAGUUAUAAAACAGAACCAGCGAUGCACUUACGAAAGAAAAAGAAACAGAGCUUCUGGUGCGUCGUCUUCGUCGAUGCUCUUGGCCGGCCAACGGAAGCCUCGCCCAACGGUGAUCCGCAGGCGCCGUCUAGUAACCGCUCCGUCUAGUAACCACUCCAGUAGGUUUCUCCUCCAGUGACUUCCGGCGUGAAGACGACCUUGUACUUCGGUCCCGCAACUUGACGACUCUCCCUCCGGCGUGGAACCUAGCCCGGUGAACUCCGGCGAGAGAUUUCUCCGACUUCUGACGUUCGUUUUUCUCCUUCUCUCUCUUGUCUUCUUCCCAUCUCACUGGAUGAAGGUCUGAGAUGGUUUUAUCUCUCAUUUUUUGGUACAGCGAAGAGUCCGAUUUCUAUGUAUAUAUGCGUAUAUAGGUGUAUAUCAUUGUUGCUCUUUGAACGGGAGAAAACGUUGGUCAAUGGUUAUGUAUUUAUACUGAUAAGAGGGAGACCUAGACUGUGUAUAUCACUCAUCCGAUAGGUUUAAGGCUUUGAGCGUUAAAUACUACGACGACUCCUUCAAUAUUAUCUCAC
This is a messenger RNA of Cuscuta epithymum, 2110 nucleotides long. The record is from the annotation of a GenBank genome assembly. NCBI's taxonomy places the organism in Eukaryota, Viridiplantae, Streptophyta, Magnoliopsida, Solanales, Convolvulaceae.